This is a messenger RNA of Vavraia culicis subsp. floridensis, 736 nucleotides long. RefSeq lists its product as uncharacterized. The coding region runs from base 69 to 653 and encodes 194 amino acids. The record is from RefSeq and is a predicted model, not a curated record. The transcript has a single exon. NCBI's taxonomy places the organism in Eukaryota, Fungi, Microsporidia, Pleistophoridae.
CGCGAUUAUCCAUUUUACAAUUCUACCGUCCACACACUCCCUAAUAUCUCAAAUUUUACCCCCUAGCCAUGCCGUACAUCAUUCCAACUCUUCUAGGAACAGUACCAUACCUCCCCUUCAAACACAUAUCACAUCCCAUCGAGAUAUUUUUAGAAGACUUUCCCAUACACCGCAUAAAAAGCGAGAGCCUGCCGCUUCCACAUCUCAUGCACUGCACCAACACGGUGUACCUAUCACUGAAAAAUGGUAUGUCCGGCCGUUCCACACUCAUACACACGAAGCAGGGCUGCGUAAGAAUAGAUGACAGAAAAUUGCAAAGUAUCGCACAGAACAACAACUUCAGAAUUGCACAUAUCGAUGUGCCAUCGGACAUCAGCGCAUUUAUAGCGCUGCUUGUGCAUGAGAACGCGCCAAAACAGGUCAGCACCCGCUUUGUUAAUGAGCUGGAUCGAAGGAUCGUGAUCAACGAUGAUGAUACGAACCAUAACACACUGUUUAAGCCUUUUAAUGAAGAUUACGUGGAUUAUCUGAGGGAGUGUGGGGAUAUGCUGUACAUGAGCGUGGUUGUUGAGCAUAACUACGGGGUGAUUGACCAUGUUGUGAGUACACUCAGCGAAUUCGAGGACGGAGUGCUCGAUAUUGCCUACAAGUAAGAGAAAUCUCAUAAGAUGGAGUAAAAGAAGUAUUUGAUAUUUAUUUGUGUUUUAUUGGUUAUUGGAUAAGAGAAUGCAUAAAU